This is a messenger RNA of Podarcis muralis (Common wall lizard), 638 nucleotides long. The record is from RefSeq and is a predicted model, not a curated record. Lineage: Eukaryota; Metazoa; Chordata; Lepidosauria; Squamata; Lacertidae.
GAACUGUCCCUGGAAAAUGGGGACACCCGGAAGGUCUGUGAGUGGGUUGGUUCCAAGUGCUCACCGUUACUCAAAGCACAUUAAAUCCCACAGCUGGGGCCUGGGUCUGAUGGUGGGGAAUAACUGGAGCUCCGCUGCCUCUCCUCUCCACUUUCCAGGAGCUGACAUGGCCUAUCAGACGGAGUUCAUCAUCGAUGCCCAGCCACAAGCUGCUGGCGCCAGCUACACUUUGAGCAACCAAGGGGCUUGGAAUACAGACCUGUUUGACUGCUGUUCUGAUAUGGGCAUCUGUCUCUGUGGUACCUUCGUUCCGUGCAUCCUUGCCUGCCGUGUGUCAGAGCAGGCAGGUGAGUGCUGCUGCCUCCCAUACCUGCCUGGUACUAUCGUCGCUCUGCGGACCAGUGUGCGCGAGAGAUUCCACAUUGAGGGCUCCAUUUGUGAGGACUGGGUGGUCAUGGCCUGCUGUCCAUUCUGCGGCCUCUGUCAACUCGGCCGAGAGCUGAAAAACAAGAACUGAAGCAGAAGGGAAGCUGGCAGACAUUCUUCACUCCUGCAGGGAGAACGAAGUACAGUGGUGCCCCGCAAGACGAAUGCCUCGCAAGACGAAAAACUCGCUAGACGAAAGGGUUUUCCGUUUU